Molecule: messenger RNA, 4606 nt
Organism: Solenopsis invicta (red fire ant)
Lineage: Eukaryota; Metazoa; Arthropoda; Insecta; Hymenoptera; Formicidae
Gene: neb
Product: kinesin-like protein KIF14
Exons: 12
Coding region: 171-3902 (1243 amino acids)
Biological process (GO): microtubule-based movement
Cellular component (GO): kinesin complex; microtubule
Molecular function (GO): microtubule binding; ATP hydrolysis activity; ATP binding
Source: RefSeq, a predicted model, not a curated record
UUGCACCAACUUCCGUCGCGCGGCAAGCCUUGCCACGUCCUGUUGUGUAUACGUUGUUUGUGCUCCACGGCCGUCAGCCCCGGGCUUCGUAAAGUUAGGUCGCAAAACUCAAACCCAUUCAAAUUUCUCUCGCGUUUGUCAAGUCGGCUUUUUUCGCGAUUUUCACCGGGAUGUCUCACCACAGUCUAAAAUCCACCAGCCAUGGAUAUUGCGAAGCUAUCUUCUCGACUUCGCCGAGGGGUGCCAAAAAGGAGAAUACCGUCCCCGCGAUAAAAACGAAGAAAAAAUUGUUUUCUCCCUUGUCCAGUGAGCCAUCCACUUUGACAAAGACUCAAAAUAAGACCAUGCACUGCCCUUUGAGAAAGGCAUCAUCAAAACCUGAAAUAACAGAGACUUUAGGGCCUCCGAGCUCGUCUGACGCAGAGCCAUAUCUGAAACCUACAAAUCAAAUGAAACAGGACAAUACAAUCUCUAAUGGUAUCACUCCCAAUGACAAAAAUCUGAAGACUCCAGCCAGAAGAAAAUUUGUCAGUGGAUCGUCCAACCCUCCUGCCAUACAGUUGUAUACACCCAAGCAUUCGAAAGCAGUUAAUACACCCAGUGCCAAUGCCAAAUCGAAUGUUUUAUCUAAUGCACGAACACCUGUGAAACGUUACUUCAGCGAUAAUGCUCUGUCACAGAGCACUCCAGAUUGUUUUAAUGCAGUUCACUUGGAAACUCCAUCUCAUAAAAUUGAUGACAUAGUGGUUGGAGAACAGACCAUGUAUGAGGGUGAGAGUAGUAAUCUCACAGUUGGAAUACGUAUUAGACCAUUGAAUGCCAAAGAAUUAAAUGAUCCAAAGAUUACAACAGUCAUACAAGGGAGUGGUCAGAGUGUUAACGUGGAAUGUGAAUCCGCGCAUCACACUUUUAUGUAUGAUCAUUGCUUUGUUUCAUACGAUGACCCACUUACACCUGGUCAUGCUAGCCAAGAGGUCGUUUUUCGCAAUAUGGUAUUACCCUUGGUGCAAAAUGCUUUCGAGGGUUACAACGUCUGCUUGUUCGCGUAUGGACAGACGGGAUCUGGAAAAAGUUACAGUUUAAUGGGCACAGAAUCCGCACAAUUAAGCGCAACGCCAUUCGACGAGAAAGUUGGUAUCAUUCCGAGAUUUUGUCAGGAGAUAUUUACACGAGCGCAUGAUAAUCCACAGAUUGAGACUACCGUAGAAAUUAGUUAUUUUGAAAUAUAUAACGAAAAAAUACAUGAUCUUUUGGCGAAUACAAAUGGAUUGAAGAAGGCUCCCCUUAAAGUGAGGGAGCAUCCUGUCUUCGGCCCCUAUGUCGUAGAUUUAAGUCAGCAUUGUGUACAAAAUUACAAAGACUUACAGACUUGGCUUAAAGUGGGAAAUUCGCAAAGAGCCACAGCUGCGACUGGUAUGAACGAGAAGAGUUCACGAUCUCACAGUAUUUUUAGUAUUAUAUUAACUCAGGCACAUUUGAAUAACCAGACGGAUUGUGAGCCACUCGACGCUAAUCGUCGCAGUAAAAUUAAUUUGGUCGAUUUAGCCGGUAGCGAGAGACUAAGCCAAACUUCUGCGACUGGUGAUAGAUUGAGGGAAGGUGUAUCUAUUAAUAAGUCUUUACUUACCCUGGGGAAGGUAAUUGCAUCACUCACGGAGAAUACAAACAAUCGUAAACAAGGUUUUGUGCCGUAUCGUGAAUCGGUGUUGACAUGGCUGUUAAAGGAGAGCCUGGGAGGAAAUUCACGAACGGCGAUGCUGGGAACGGUGUCACCAGCAAAUAUUCAUGUGGACGAAACCCUGGCGACCCUUCGAUACGCAUGCCAGGCGCGAGCUAUCGUCAAUCGAAUCCGCAUCAACGAAGAUCCGCAUGAUCGAUUAAUUCGCGAAUUAAAGGCCGAAGUACUGCGUUUACGCGCUGUACGCCAGGGCUAUGAGAAGCAGUUUGGAGUUAUACCUCGUCGAUUGCUCGAGCCGAGAUACUCCCCGUACGAUUGGAAAGCUAUACGAAAGCAAAAGGAAAUUGACGAACUGAAAGAUCAAUUGAAAAAAACGGAAGAACACUUGGCUGUUACUCAAAUGAGUUCGCGCGAAAAAUUAGAGAGAUCCGAAGAGAAAAAAAGCUCGGAGCUCAAAUAUUUGCGCCGUUGCGGAAUCGCCAUCGAGAUUGAUUUCCAGGAGAGAGAUAAGCAGCCUUGUCUCGUAAAUCUCGCGGCCGAUCCUAUGUUAUCCGGUACACUUUUGUAUCUCUUACCUCCAGGUUUGGUUCGUAUCGGAAGAAAUGCCCCGAAGAAUAAGCUCGAAGCCAAUCCCAAAGAGGAUAUCGUGUUGGAUAUCAUAUUGGAUGGACCUCUUGUUAGGGAAUUACACUGCUCUAUUGAAAACAGCAAGGGAAAGUUAAUCUUGACACCUGAGAUGGAUGGAGACACUUAUGUCAAUGGACAGAUGGUAACUGGAAAAGUGGUACUCAAAAAUGGUGAUCGUUUAGUCAUUGGUGGCAAUCACUACUUUAAAGUCCUAAAUCCAUUUGACGAAUCCUAUAAUGCUAAGCUUUCCACACAAGUGAUAGAUUUUGAAUUUGCGCACCAAGAAAUUCUUCGAAUACAGGAAGAAAAAUUAAGAGCAGAACUGGAGGAAUCAAAACAGAAAGCGAUAAAAGAACUCGAAAAUGCCAAACGCGAAAUGGAAUUGCAACUCGGUUCGCAAAAAUCGACAUACGAGCAGAAGAUAGAGAUUCUUGGUUCUACUCUGAAAGAACAGAAUCACGCACUCGAACAAAUCAAUCGUAGAAAAAAAGAGCUGGAAUUGGAAAGGGAGUUACUCGUCAAAGAGGUAGAAGUUAAUAAUAAAAUUAAGAAGAUACGGAUGGAGCAAAGUCACGCGAAUCUAUCACCGUAUAAAUCCAAUUUCCUGCAAGAACUCGAGAGUAUUUUGAAUGAAAAAACUGCGGACAUCGAGCAUGUGUUAAAGACAAAGCUCAAUGGAGAAACGAUAACCGCUGGUGGAAUCAGUCUACACGAGAUGCAAAUACUUGUCAAGGAAGCAACUCAGCGAUGUCAAGACGCUGGAUUUCAAUACGAAUUUCAUCAGCAACAAACCGUAGUGGACAAGAAUUUGCAAUCGGUGAUUCACAUUCGUGAUAAAAUUAAUUCGUUGGAAACGCUAUGGCAGCCGACAAACUUUCUGGAUUGGAUUUAUCGUCUGAGAAACUGUGACAUAGAGGAUUUGAUAAAAGAACUACGGCGUAAAGGCAAGUGGGAGUUUCACGGAAACGGGAGCACGGAAAUAUUUGAAGACUCUUUGAACAACAGCAAGAUCUCGAUAAAUAUGACUCCUGUGAAAAGACAAUUGAACGAAAGUAUUCAUUUCUCGAUGGAUGCAUCGAUGUUGGAAACGACGAUGUAUGAUCAUACGUCCAUAAUGCAUGAUCAACAAAAGGAUGUGAAUGCAUGUCUCACUCAAAUCGAAGUCGCCGCGAAAACAUUAAACAAGCUAUGCCGACGAUAUCAGAACAACAACAUUGAGCAGAUCGUCGAAUCGUUGGGUAAGAUGCAAGAUAUUAUCGAGUCUUUAAAAAGUAUUUUACAAAAUAAAGAUUCAAGUGAGAGCGAGGAUGUGAGUGCAAAUUCGAUAAACAGUGCCAAUAACACUGUUAUCGACAUGUCGAGUGAUAUAAAGAGCAUCUUUAAAAAUAAAGAUACUAAUGAAUGCAAAGAUAAAGAUGCUUUUUCAAUAGAUAGUAUCAGUAAUAAUGACGUAGAUAAGUCAACAACAGGAGGUGAUACUGAAAAUUGCUCAAGUCACAUGUCGCCGAAAAAAUCUAGUAUGCGUAAUAACGUACUAGAUAUGAAAACUGAAAAUGUUCAAAAAAACGUAAGAUUUACUAAUAAAACCGAACAAUAAUGAGUUUGACAAAAGCAGUAGCUUUUUAAAAUACUCAUUUGUUAACAAACUGCUACUAUAUUAUUUUAAAAAUAUAAAAAACGUAUAUAUUAUAUUAUUACUACAUAUAUCCGAUUUAGAUUUAUGCGACACAUAUUUAAUUUAUAUAUUUUAAUACGUUUUAUAAAUUUUUUUAUUGAAAUGCACCUUUAUGAAUUUUCAUUGUUUUAUUAUUUUGAUUAUUAUUCUAUAAAAUUUUUUAAUUUAACUUGUAUUAAAUAAGAUCUUAUUUUAUGUAAUCGAUUUGAAAGAGGCUUAGUAGCAAACUACUAAGAUAGAAUGUAUGCAUAAAGUUUGUCAUUUUAACAGGAUAUAAAAAUGAAAGUAGAAUUUAUAACAUGUCAAUUAUAAAGUGCUUUCAGUAACUUGUAAGAAAGUAGUAUGACUUGAAAAUAUUACAUUAUAAAUUGUAUAUUACUUAUGACUAAGAGUAAACUAAGAGUUAAUUAUAGAUUCUAACAUUGUAACAUACAACAAUGUUUAAAAAGUUUUUAAUACAUUUUUAUAUUUAAAUUUAAAACUGGAUUUAAUUUAAAACCUAUAAUUUGUUUUCCACAGAAAUAAAUUAAUAUUCACGACCUUGAAAGACUGUACAUGUAAAAAGGAUUGCCAAUAGUUUGUAAAUAUUUAUGUGCCAUAAGUGACAAUAAAUUUUUAUCAAAGAA